UUCACCUCAUGGUCAAAUAAAUCAAAAAUGGGUGGCGGAUCAGUCCUUGUUUGGUCCACGCUUCACUGACCGUUGCUUUCCUUUGCCAUCGUGUCUCCAAUUCAGGCUCUGGGCCCUGGCAGCACCAUGGAGUCGAAACUCUCGCUGUUGACCUUCGGGGAUGACCGCCGUUCGCUGAACCAGAGUCCUUCAGCCCUACGAGCUCUCACUUCAUCCCGCCUCAGUCGGACACGACCACGACGAGACUCUUGCUCCACGAGUUCAUCAUCCUCAACCCGCUCCUCCAUUGACUCCACCGGCUCAUCCUCAUGCGUCACUCGCACCGUCACCCCGGACCAAUGUGCACUGCACAGGUUCAUUGUCUGGGCCGCCGUCCAGCGCAACACCUCCCAGAAAAUGACAGCGGCUGAUCGUCUCGAAUGUCCGCUACUGCGCUGCCGCAAGAGGUUUCCGAAUCACGAGACCAUGUUGAGGCACCUGUACGCAUGCGACCAGCUCUUUACUGGCGAGUACUGGUGUUAUGAAUGUGGAAAGGCCGAGAAGUUCAACGACGGGAAGUGCAAACGCUGCCUCGGCCACCCGGGAAAGAGACGUAGGAUCAUGUCCGUUGCGAAGAACUUCUUCUCCUCGUUAGGGCAACGGUCGAAAACCAACCAUGUGUCAGACAUCGACAUGAAGGAUGUAUCCGACAUCGCCGUCCUUCCACCACCCAGCUAUGAUUCUUGCAUUCAACCUCAACAAGUUGAGCUAUCCUCGUGCACCGAAAUCUUGGAGAUUGACUCCGUCGAGGUGCCUCUUCCAACACCGAUGGAUGUCCAUCGUUGCAUCUUGGAGAGCGAGCCCGCGGUAUCAUUGGCCAUGGGGGCGGCAGGCCUGGAGUCGACCGUGCCCGUGUUGCCUGACCCAUCGUUCGACUGGCCUUUGCAGAACUGCCUCUAUACAAAUGACAGUAUCAUGGGCAAAUCCGACCGGCCAUCGCUGUCUCUACACACCUACGGUCUCGAACAGCAUCGGAAACAGCACCAACCCACUGCCCGAACUAAAAAUCUCUCCCCCAGCAAUUCGCUCAGAUCGAACGCCAGUACCGACACGACAGCUAGUUACCUCGUCUCGCCUGCUUCUGCUUUCAGUGGUGCUUGGACGACCGCCGAGACUAGCCUCACUUCGCCGACCUCUGAUGGCAGCUCGGGGGGACUACUCUCCCGAGGCUGCUCCAAUGCGAGUCGCUACUCAAACUACAGCAUGCCGUCGCAUGCCUUCAUCUCGGAACUGCCAGCAGACGAUAUCAUGCUCCAGCCGCUUCCUACGUUUCUCCCGGACGACUUGAACUGCGACCAACAGCUCCCACUUCUGGAAAGUUCAGAUGCGGCACUUCGCCCGAACGAGAACGGCGCGGUCGCCCCUGAACAGAUGUCUGACGCUUCGGGUCUGGUGAUAGCAACAGACACGGCCAUCCCUGCCCAUGCUGUCGAUGCCAACUCUCUUGUCGGAUCAGCGUGGGACACGCUAAAGACCCAUAUCACUUCAUCCCUAAGAAAACUGCGGCACCUAACCCACAAUCCUCUUGUGGGACAAUUGCAAAGCAUAUCAUUACAGGAAAUAGCCAACAGGGGCCUCUCUGUGCUCAAGGUUCUGCUUGAGGGUGGCCGUUCGACUAGCAGCGUUGACAUGCUCUGCUUCAUCCACGUUACCUACUCGCUUUCUCUCAUUGUGCACGAAGACGACGCGCGCAACCGUUCAAAGCAGCUCUUUGCGCAAGCCUUCUAUUACAGUAAUUGGCUAGCUGCAGGGGAGCGAACAGAUUAUGCCGAAGUGGCGUCUGCGAUCUGGCAGCCAUUGGAUCUGUCGCUCGGUGAAUUGGACGAACUGAUAUCAGAGCGAGAUGGGCGUGUAUCUCUGACGCCACCAAGUCUGAAAGGCAAGGAGUCAGCCUCUCCCCCUUCUGGAAAUCAAUUGAAAAGGGACAUUUUGUUGGAAGUGGCGCGCUUCUUCUUGGACGAGCUGGAACACGCCGUCUUGCCUAGCAAGAAUCUUGAGUCGACCGAGGUCCUCAGCUCUAUGCUAUGGACAAAACACUCUGUGGAUACUACCGACAGUUCGACCCUAAACAGACACCUCGCUGCCAGUUUUAGAACGUGGCGGUGCGAGAUUCGCCGCGAUUUCAGUCAUGCUGAGAACCUUGAUCCGAACAUAAAGCGGAUUCAGAUGCGCAUCGACAAUGGAAGCAUUCGUAGCGCAAGGAGGGCGGAGUUGGAGCUGAUGCAGGCGGGCAAGGGAUGCGUGUCAAUGCAAGAAUACUUCGACAGCUACGUCCCCAAGGUAAGAGAGCUGUCUGACUGUUUCUACCACCAGCACUUGCUAGAGGAGAUGCAACGGACAUCGUACCAUGUAAACGGUGUUGAUCUCGCCCGAACCAUCUUUUCCGGUAUCUGGGAAAAGGAGGCGAUCAAGCACGCCAAACAGGGUACCGCCAAUGUGGGUGGCGAGGCGGCCCUCGAAGAAUUCAUCAGAAACACAACAACAGCGCUCGAUGACCCGUGGGAGAGUUUUCUCCUGGCGCCGGAGGAUCCGCUUGUCAUGCCGACGCCCCUGCCUGACACUCAGCGGGCGAUGAAUGACGCGGAACUCGCGAACGCUAUCUCGCUAUUCUACGAGACCGGCGAGAGCUCCACGAAGGAGAUUUUGCAGACGUCGCUCACACCAACCAACUUUUGUACCGCGCCGCCCGAAGAGUCUGUGCAAGCGUCUCUUAGUAGCACGGGGCAGAAGUUGGAGGUGAAGGCUAGCGAUUGUUGCGAGAUUUGCGGAUACCAACCAAAGGGCGACCCCCAGUGGUUCAAGGGCAGCAUGGCGAAACAUAAGAAGCUGCAGCACUCAAUGGCGCCUCCCAAGAUCUACCGGUGUCCGUACCCCGGCUGCACGAGCCAGUACAAGCAUCGACCGGAUAACCUGAAGCAGCACCAGCAAGACAAGGGCCAUUUUGUGGACGGACCAACGGAGCGGAGGCCUAGCAAGAGGAAGAAGAGAAACGAGUGAUAUACAUGUCGACUCCCUGUCGCAUGAGGGCUCUUGGAUAUAGAACGUGUGGUGAAAUUAUAUUUUGGCGCAUAAAGGUGGAGCAAAAGAUACCAUGUUGCAUUGUGGAAGCUUCGUAGUAGGGAAGUCAUAAGACAAUCAGGUCUUGCCAGUCUAGGGAAGAAUCAUUGUAGUAUACGGGGAAUGAUCAUAAUCAAGAGUGAUGGAUGGUGCUGGAUUCAGCGCCGAUGGAACCAGUGUUCAGCUAUCAUCAUGCUGGAAGAAGCGAAGGUCGACCUUACCUAGUUUCCUCAUCCCCAAACGUGUUGAUGGAACUGAUAGUCAUGACACGUCGCACUGGUGACGAGGCUUUGCAUGCCGGACUUGAAUUAAAGAGUUAUACAUACAUGCCUGCAAGUGCCUGCAAGAGUAAGAUAGGCAAGCUGGCUGUAGCAUCCUACCAUAUCAAACCCAGCCUAUAUGCCUUUAAAUAACUGAAUGUUAACAUGUGGAAUAUGAACUAUGAUAAAGUUUAUGUUGGACCACAACAGUGGCCCGAUUUGUGAGGUUGAAUAGUCUCGCGAACAUCUGGUAGGUGGGUAGGGGUGUGCCUUUGGAGUAUCUCGGUGAAGUCGGUGUAGACUCAAGUGUGUGGCAGGGAUACGACCUGGUCAAGCGAGGCGGAGGACCC
This is a messenger RNA of Colletotrichum destructivum, 3706 nucleotides long. RefSeq lists its product as uncharacterized. The record is from RefSeq and is a predicted model, not a curated record. The coding region runs from base 127 to 3036 and encodes 969 amino acids. The transcript has 4 exons. NCBI's taxonomy places the organism in Eukaryota, Fungi, Ascomycota, Sordariomycetes, Glomerellales, Glomerellaceae.